Molecule: messenger RNA, 1101 nt
Organism: Striga hermonthica
Lineage: Eukaryota; Viridiplantae; Streptophyta; Magnoliopsida; Lamiales; Orobanchaceae
Source: the annotation of a GenBank genome assembly
AUGGCCCAAGAUGAACAUUUUGUGAGCAGUAGCAAUAGUGGCGGUAGUGGCGGCGGUGGAGGAGCUGCCGGCGCCGGCGCAGGCAACAACAGAUCAAAAACCCCGAAGCCGAAAAAGGCCCCACAGAGAGGAUUAGGGGUUGCCCAGCUCGAAAAGCUUAGGAUAGAGGAACAAAGAAAAAAGGAAGCUUUGCUGGCUGCAAAUGUUCUGGCUAAUAACGCGAUCGGGCCAGGGAACGAGUCCCUUGCGGGCCGGAACAUUGGCGGUGGACCAAUUCCUAAGUCCCUCAGCCCGGUGGGCCCGGCCCAUAUGACGAAUCAAUCAAGUGAUGGUGGUGGUGAGGAUACUUUGUGGAGUGGAGAGUGUAAUAGCAGCUGUCUUGAAGGAGGAGGAAUGGAGAAACAAAAGGUUUUUGUUGAUAAUGCUGGAUUUUUGUUUGGUGGUCCCCAAGUUAAUGUCAAUUUGCGAUUCGAGCCGGGAGUCCCGGUUCUGCCUCAGAGGCCGUAUCAAUUUCAAAGGCCUCCUUCUCAAAUGGUGAAUGUGUCUUCACCUAUAUCAAGUUCUCGAAUAGAGCCCCCUUCAAUUCAAAAUGUUCGUGGUAAUAACUAUACACCAUCGUGGCCUGAGGAUGAUAAGAUUGUUGGCAUCAAGAGGUUGUACCCUUUCUCUCUGGAAGGCCCACAAACCCCUUCUUUCCUAGGCGGCAAUGUGCAAACUACAUACGGUGAAUUAGCUUCGUGUAGCAAUGAACCAAGAAACAAAUACACAAGAGAUAGUGCUUCGAACUCAACCCUGUCCGUGCAGAACCCAAGUGAAGAUGAGAGGCUAAUUGGAGGUUUUCUAAGUUUGGCACCGCCUUCGAACACAAAGAACAAGCAUCAGCCGUUGGAUUUCUUGGGCCAUGAUCAAGGGCCGGAUUUAUCAGAUCACAAAAGCUUAUCUACUCAGGAAAACAUCAAAAGCAGACAAAGUCACCAGCUUGGAUCAAGCUCGUCAAACGAACGGGCUUUCACCUUCUUCCCAAUUAAGUCGCAAACAGAGAAUUCGAGAAAUGGCAAUGGGGACAAGGGAGAAAAACUUGAUCUCAAUCUGAAGCUAUAG